UUAUGAGUGAUGUAUGUAAGUAUGUACCUACAAAAUUUUGAAUGUGGUAAAUUUCGUACACGAGCAUAGUUAAUCAACAUGGGAAAACAAAUUGUAGUUAUAUUAUUUGCGAUCUUAUUCAAUGUUAAGAUGAAUACUGCAAGAUCUGCCGAUGAUGCGUUAACGAAAGAUACAGGUAUAGCGCAAUCUGUAGCUCCAGCACUUAUACUUGAUAGGGAACAAAACAUUUUAUAUUACAUUGGAUAUAUAUUUACGGGUACUUGGUACCAGGCGAUGCUGCAUUGCAAUUCACUCAAUAUGGAUUUAGUUAGUAUAGAAACAAAGCAAGAAAAUGAUUUUCUUUUUAAUCAGAUGAAAGCACUUCUUGGUGAUUUAUCCGAAUAUCAGUUUUGGUCAUCUGGAACUACAUUACCUUACGACAAAUGGGUAUGGAUGACAUCAGGUCGCCCAAUUUUUUAUACUAACUGGGAGGCAGGUGAACCUAAUAAUGGCCCCAACGAACACUGCCUUGAGAUUAAAUACAUCUACAAGAGGGGUCUUACAUGGAACGAUGUCAAACAAGAUGUUAAAUCUCACGCUCUGUGUGAGGCUAAAAUUACAAAAUCGGUUGCAGAAAUGUUUCCUCAGUUUUGUAAUUGUUCGAGUACUAACUCUGUGAGUGUUUUAGGAUAAGUUUAAAACACAUUGAAAAUGCUUUAGCCUAGAUUUUUUAUUUAUAUAAGUUUAUUGCUUGUUGUUUAGUUUUUACGUCAAUAUAAUCCACAAAAAUC
Messenger RNA from Diabrotica virgifera virgifera (western corn rootworm), 770 nucleotides. RefSeq names its product macrophage mannose receptor 1-like. The record is from RefSeq and is a predicted model, not a curated record. Gene Ontology annotation, molecular function: carbohydrate binding. Gene Ontology annotation, cellular component: external side of plasma membrane. Lineage: Eukaryota; Metazoa; Arthropoda; Insecta; Coleoptera; Chrysomelidae. The transcript has 4 exons. Bases 79 to 672 code for a protein of 197 amino acids. Gene Ontology annotation, biological process: biological process involved in interspecies interaction between organisms.